Cucurbita maxima (winter squash) is the source of this 1628-nucleotide messenger RNA. RefSeq names its product protein NEN4. NCBI's taxonomy places the organism in Eukaryota, Viridiplantae, Streptophyta, Magnoliopsida, Cucurbitales, Cucurbitaceae. The coding region runs from base 465 to 1301 and encodes 278 amino acids. The record is from RefSeq and is a predicted model, not a curated record. The transcript has 5 exons. Gene Ontology annotation, molecular function: nucleic acid binding; 3'-5' exonuclease activity.
AUUUUCAAAAUUUAUAGCAUAUAUUCUUAGUAGUUAAUACGUGAACUUAUAUUUUAUCUGUUGGUUGAUGAAUUGAGAGCUAUAAAAUAUGAAAGGCAAAACAAGAGGGGCAGAAUCAUUCCUAAACGUUAAGAAAACCUGGCCUCAAAGGUUCCAUCGAUAUUCCAAAACGUUUCUCUAUGGGAAAAAGCAAUUGGAAAGAGACAACAAAAGUCAUUCUUAACGUUUCUUUUAUGAUCAAUUUCCCUGUCAAUUGGAGUUGGUUUUGCUAAGGACAGCCUCCAGAAGCCAAGGACUUCUUCAUCCAAUGACCAAGCUCUUGACUUUAACCUCAAGACAACCAAACCCUCAACAGCAAGAAUCCUCCAUUGUGUCUUCACCCAUUUAUAACCUUCCCAUUCCCAUGCCAUUGAGGAUUAAGGAAACAAACAAACUUGAGCCUGGAACUAUUUGCUACAAUACCAAUGGAGGCUUCAAGUUCAUUCAAGGAAGGUGCAGAGAUCGUCUUCUUUGACUUGGAAACAACAGUGCCGAACAGAGUUGGGCAGCGGUUUCGAGUAUUGGAAUUUGGUGCUAUUGUUGUCUGCCCCCUGAAACUUGUGGAGCUUGAGAGCUUUACCACCCUCAUCAGGCCAACAGAUUUAUCAGCUGUUGCAGCAAGGUCCAGCCGACAUGACGGGAUAACAAGAGAAAUUGUUGCAACUGCGCCGUUGUUUGAAGAAGUUGCAGACAAGAUAUUCAGCAUCUUGAAUGGAAGGAUAUGGGCAGGUCAUAACAUUCAAAGAUUUGACUGUGUUCGUAUUAGGGAGGCGUUUGCGGAGAUCGGCAAGCCUGCUCCUAACCCAGUUGGGAUGGUUGAUUCUUUGGGAGUCUUAACUCAGAAGUUCGGCAAGAGAGCUGGAAACAUGAAGAUGGCUUCAUUAGCUUCCUACUUUCAGCUGGGGCAGCAAAAGCACAGGAGCCUUGAUGAUGUUCGUAUGAACUUGGAGGUUCUAAAGCAUUGUGCUACGGUACUAUUUCUGGAAUCCACCCUUCCAAGCAUAUUGCAGGGGAAGUGGAAGACUUCAUCCACCAUAACAACUCGAAACAGAGCCAAUGGGAAGCUGCAUUGCAGAGAAGAAGGUAGUCGAAAAUCUCCUCCGUCGUCGCCAGGAUAUCAAGCGAGAUCAGUUCCUUAUGCAACAAGGGAAAGAUUGGGAAUUGCAAAGAUGACAGCAAAGGUAAAGAAUGUAGUCUGCAGUGCUCAGGGAAAACAGCCCUUUAACAUCUUACUCAAACAUUCUCGAUCGCUACUACACUGACUCGAAACCAAACGCCCAAUGUUUGGCACUCCCCAUACUUCGUGACUGCAACACACUUCUGUCAACCUUUUAGGAGGCAUCCGCCCCCACAUAUUCUUCAGCUCGACACAAGAAGCUUUCAGGCAAAAAAAACUUUCAUUUUGAGACUGCGACACCCGUAAACUCGUUACGCUGUUCUACUGAACUCGGGCUGGCCUUCCCACACCAAAUUGUUGUUUUAUACUAUUUUUUAAAGGGUCUGCUUCUAUUUUAUAGCAUGGGCCCAUGCCCAAUUUGGGCUUAUUUUUACUUUCAGGCACUAUCUAUUUAUUAUAUAUUUUUAUAUUA